CAAUAUAGCAACCGAUGGGUUGGCGAGAUCAGAUGCUUACAUGCCAACCCAUUGGUCUUCUUCUGCGCCAUUUCUCAUACCCUCUGUUAAUACCUUCGCGUACCCCCGCCAAAACGACUCUGAGUCUCUGUCCACCGCGCCAGUACCACAUGACUUGUUCGGCACCGUAUCCCCGUCUUUCCGGCUACUCCCUCAUUGUCCCGUGCCGCGCCAUCACCUCCCCUAAUUGUUGCCGUCGUCGUCGUCACCGCCGUUGAUCUGCUAUCUGCCUUCAGACUUCAAUACAAGGCCAAGUCGAUGUUCAACGUUCAGUGCUCACCUUCAAAGAUGUUGUGACCCCAAGAGCUGUCUUCUUAUUCCUCUUGCCCAUUUCGCUACGGGCCAUAGCACCCACACCUCCUCUCCCCUCUCCACGGUCUCGUUUGCCCUCCUCUCCUCGUCUCUUCCAAUGGUGCCUGGCUCAGGCGCUAUCCGUUCGCUGUUGGUUCGCCUGUCGCCAUGCAAGCCAUGUGCUUGUCAAUGUUUCAUUGCCUUUGCACCAUCCACCUCGUUCCAGCUUGUUCCCCAACGCAACUACCCGACCUUUCCCAAUGGUCCUCUUCUGUCUGGCGUCACCAUCAACAACGCUGAGUCCAGUAUGCAACAUUAUGCCGUGGUGGACUUCUCGGGAUGGGGAGAUUAUGGCUGGUCAUGGCUUUUGACGUCUUAGCCAUCUACUUUUGUUCUGGAAAGCUUGUGUGUGUGAGGAGAACUUGUUGGAUGUGCCUUGCUUGGUUAUGCCAGUCCGUUGGUCAGGUCUGGUGACUUGGAAGCUCUGUAUCUUGGAAACUAUACAUGACUGUUUGCUGCCUCAACUCCUUUGUGGAAUGUGAGAGAGAGAGAAAGCUUUGACGACGCUCGAGGAUGUACUACCAAGUACUUAGCUACUUGACUCUAUCUUGCCACUUCCAUGAAUCCACGGCCUGUAAA
Messenger RNA from Mycena citricolor, 969 nucleotides. NCBI's taxonomy places the organism in Eukaryota, Fungi, Basidiomycota, Agaricomycetes, Agaricales, Mycenaceae. The record is from the annotation of a GenBank genome assembly.